CCUUUUCAUGUUUAAUUAUGAAAUGGAAAAUCUUCCCACCGAACACAAAUGAGAAAAAGGCAAAAGUUGAGAUGAUGUUGAGCGGCGACCUUCCGUUUUCAUCUUUGGAAGUUUGAUGCAUCCAAGAACUGGAAAGUGGUCCAACAAUCCCAUGAUAAACCAUUUGAUCUUAUGAUCAAAUCCAGUUUACAGACGAAUACUCAAUUGGUGGGUUGGUUCAAUUUAGAUUCUAAGUUAAGUUAAUGGCGGACUACUGCUCUUAAUCGCCAUUGUUAAUCAAUCCUCUCUUUCUUGCUUGCUUGCCAUUGGCGUAGAGGUUUGUUUUGUUUGGUGCUUUGUUGUGGUUCUCUUUUCAGGUAUGUUGCUAUAUCUCUCUCCCUCUUGAGGUUUUUUGCCCGGUGCAUGGCGGCGGCUGCCAGGUAAUUGGCCUUUCUUGAUCGGUUUACAUCUGAGUCAGUACGACGGCGCCUCCGCUUAGCUUUGAUGGAACAGAGAGGGAAAUCGACUUCUGUGAACUCUACGAUGUCAUCUCGCGGCGGAAGGGUUUCUUCGAAGGCUAUGGAGUCGCCGAAGCGGAUGGUUUCUGUAUCGGCCGUUCAAUCGACGCCGCAGUCUGUUGUGAAGAAGCAAAGUUCGAGAGUUAGCAGAUCUCUGACGCCGAAUGCUCCAAAGAAGGGGAGAGAUGGUGAGAAUGUUGGAGUUUCGGCUCGAGUGGUCAACCGUGGUGGUCUCAAGCAAGAUUCGCUGCGGCGUUGUUCGAAUGUUGAGGAUUGUAAUGGAGUUAAGAGUGAAUUGCAGAAGAAGCUUUGUUUCACAGAGGAUUUGAUUAAGGAUUUGCAGUCUCAAUUAGUGGCGUUGAAGGAGGAGUUGCAGAAGUCUCAGAGCUUGAACCUGGAACUUCAAUCGAAGAACGAUUUGCUCGUCCGUGACCUAGCCGCCGCUGAAGCGAAGUGCGCUAAUGCUAGAAACAACGACCAGUCGUUUGGAGAGUACAAUCAGAAACUCGAAAAUGGAAAGUUGCAGGCCCAACCAUCAAAUUCCUGUCGGAAUGUUAAGGAUUUGGAAUCCAAGGCGGCUCCACCACCACCACCACUACCACGGGCGCCGCCGCCGCCCCCGCCGCCUCUUCCCGUGAAAUCCUUGCCCCGACCAGUGGCCUCUCAGAAAUCUCCAGACCUCGUACGCCUCUUUCACUCCUUAAAAAAGAAAGAAGGGAAGAGAGGUCCUCCAUUGUUGGGGAAACCAGCUGCGAUCAAUGCCCACAAUAGCAUUGUUGGGGAAAUUCAGAAUCGUUCUGCGCAUCUUUUAGCGAUAAAAGCUGACAUUGAAACCAAAGGAGAGUUCAUCAAUGGCCUCAUUGACAAGGUGCUCGUUGCAGCUUAUACAGACAUAGAAGAUGUCCUCAAGUUUGUCGAUUGGCUUGAUUUCCAGCUCUCAUCAUUGGCCGAUGAGCGGGCUGUGUUGAAACAUUUCAAGUGGCCCGAGAAGAAAGCCGAUGCCAUGCGAGAAGCAGCCAUAGAAUACCGGGUGCUUAAACUGUUGGAAAAUGAGAUCUCUUUGUACAAGGAUGACACUAAUUCUCCAUGUGAGGCAGCCUUGAAGAAGAUGGCGAGCUUAUUAGACAAGUCGGAGCGAGGCAUACAACGCUUAAUCGGGCUUCGAAAUACCGUAAUGCAUUCUUAUCAGGACCUAAAACUCCCAACAAAUUGGAUGCUAGACUCCGGUAUCACGAGUAAGAUAAAGCAAGCUUCUAUGAAUCUGGCGAAGAUGUACAUGAAAAGGGUGAAAACAGAGCUGAAUUCGAUUCGCAGUUCGGACAAAGAAUCCAACCGGGAGUCGCUCCUACUCCAGGGAGUUCACUUCGUAUACAGAACUCACCAGUUCGCUGGUGGGCUCGAUUCAGAAACGCUGUGUGCUUUUGAGGAAAUAAAGCAAUGGGUCCCAAGACAAGUGGUGGGAGGGUCCCAUUCGCAACAAGGAUGGAUAGUUGGCAUACCAUCAUCAUAAUCAAGUAACAAUAAUACUUGUGUGCCUUGUGUAAAAUAUUUGAGUGUAUAUUUAUUAUGCAAAAUUGAGGUGGGAGUAGCUGAGUAAGUAAAGAUAGAUUAUGUUAGUUAAGGAGACAUUUGGUUGCUUUGUAGUGGCUGGCUUAAAGAGAUGUUGUUUUCAAAUAUUAGUAGUUUUUUUUUUUUUUUU
Molecule: messenger RNA, 2196 nt
Organism: Cucurbita pepo subsp. pepo (vegetable marrow)
Lineage: Eukaryota; Viridiplantae; Streptophyta; Magnoliopsida; Cucurbitales; Cucurbitaceae
Product: hydroxyproline-rich glycoprotein family protein
Biological process (GO): protein localization to cortical microtubule cytoskeleton
Cellular component (GO): cortical microtubule
Source: RefSeq, a predicted model, not a curated record